AUGGAGAAACCAUGGAAGUAUGACGACUGCGGGAAAGGCUUCCGUGUCCCGUCUGCCCUGGAGACACAUCGGCGCAGUCACACCAGGGAGAAGCCAUUCUCCUGUCCUGAGUGUGGGAAGGCCUUCAGUGAUUCCUCCGCCCGGCUGAGGCACUUGCGGGUUCACACAAGGGAGAGGCUCUUCAGCUGCCUCAAGUGUGGGAAGGCCUUCAGUGAUUCCUCCGCCCUGAUGAGGCACCAGCGGGUGCACACAGGGGAGAGGCCCUUCCGCUGCCCCGAUUGUGGGAAGGUGUUCACUCGCUCCUCCCACCUCGUGAUUCACCGGCGGGUCCACACCGGUGAGAAGCCCUUCCCCUGCCCAAAAUGUGGGAAGGCCUUCAGCGAUUCCUCUGACUUGGCUCACCAGCGGGUCCACACCUAG
Molecule: messenger RNA, 420 nt
Organism: Chiloscyllium plagiosum (whitespotted bambooshark)
Lineage: Eukaryota; Metazoa; Chordata; Chondrichthyes; Orectolobiformes; Hemiscylliidae
Source: RefSeq, a predicted model, not a curated record